CAUUUAGCCUAUUGUCAGAGCACCCCAAAGGAGUCAUUGAUCCUCUGCAACCUGCGCGCAUGGCACGCAUAGGACCGAUAUUUAGUCGAAGGCGGUGUUGUGGCUGUAUGGUGACGUUUUAAGGCAGGUCCUGGUCAAACCUACCAAUGGUACAAGUCGGUCCUACUCUGCUGGGGCUGAUCGCAAUGAAUGGGUGUCGGAGCUCAACACGGCAAAGGAGCACCCACAGCGCGACGGGGCGGAUAAGGGGAUGCGGCAUCGGUACGCGGGAGCUGUCCAUCAGCACAACAUACCCGACGAAAAGCAAGGAAACAGCGAGCGGAGCCGAGAGCAAGUCGCUCCCGUUUUUAGCCUGCCGCCCCCGCCCUCUUCUCACCAACGAGUCCGCACCGAAACCACCGCCGCUCAGCGCCAGAGCCUCCAGGAGCUCCCGUGCGUGAGCCAGCCCUGCCGGAGACCGGUUCACAGCGGCGACCCUCUGCCGCUGGCGAGCUACGACACCAGCCGGCGACCUUCACACCAAGGCGGUGAAACCAGCGCCAGUCAGCCAGCGCACCUGCAGCGGGAUCCCUGGGCCCCGGACGGCUCCCAGCACCCGCUGCCGCUGCAGUCAGACAGGGAGGCUGUUUUUCCAAGCUGCCACUGCAGUUUUUCGGAACAAGAAGCGAGCCUUUCUCCAAAUAAAUCCCAUCCUGUCGACCCACUCCCCCCGCAGCCCUCCCCACUUUUUCCACCACUUAUACCGCCGCCACCAUCGUCUUCCUCCUCCUCUCGGCUCUUUUGCCGGGGAUUUGAAAGAGGGGAUCGUCUCCAAAGGAGUGCCAAUAAUUACCAACAGGCGAACACCGUGGAACGCUGCAGGGGAGGAGGAGGAGCAGGAGGGCACCAAGACCACAGACAGUUGUUGCAGCAACAGCACUGUCAUUUAGGACUCCAACAGAGGUACCCCUCCCCUGAAGGAAGCCGUGCAAACUCACAAAAAGGGCGCUCUUUAGAUGCAUGCGAGUCAAACGAGGCUAAGAAAGCGUUCGAGUGUCAGACUCAGGAUCUGCAGCAGCAACAGAUCCCACAAUUGCGUGCGCAGCAACAGCUACUGGUGGGAAGCAGCCUGCCCAUCAACUACUGCGCAAGCGGCUCCGGAGAGCUAUGUAGGACUCACCGGGCUCCACUGCUGCAACAGCAGGAGCGGCAGCAGCUGCUGCAGCAUCGGCAGCAACAGCAGCAGCAGCGAGGCGCGCCGGGGCUUCGUCCCCAGCAGCAGCAGCAGCAGCAGCAGCAGCAGCACUGUGACAAAGAUCGCAAUAUCGCAAUAAGUGUGGAAGGAUCACCGCGGAGGGCGGCCAGGCGCAGCCACACGACCGCGGCUCCCGCGUAACCCCCCCUGCAACACCGCACGCAUACGCGGGGAACUCGUCUGCAACUGGCAGCCACAGCAGCAAAGACAGCCCCAACUACGGCUCCAGCUAUCACCUGUGGCCGGAGAGCCCGCAUAAAGGAGAGGAGAGGAUACGCAUCGACCUCCAUCAGGCCUCAACUAAGCAGAAGAAGCUGAGCCAUGCUGGAUCCAAGCCCUCCCUCUCUGAGAGCAGUGGCCGACUCCCUCAGAUAGCCAUGAACACCUGCAAGUACAAUGGCGGAGUGGUAAGGCCACUAGUAGGCAGCCUGGCGUCCUCAUCACGCCGAAACCUCGCGGAACUCGACUCGGAAACGCAACCCUUGCAGACCCUGCACAGCUCCGGCUUGGAGGUGGUGGUAUCCAAGGGCAACGGCGGAGAGGACCCCAGUAAGGCGUCCAACGAGAGCCUUGUCAGAGAGGGCAGCGGGCGAGGUGGCAGCAGGGCUCCACAAAAGAAGAACAGGGACAUUGGCUACAAGCUUGGUCACCGGAGGGCGCUGUUUGAGAAACGAAAGCGACUCAGUGACUACGCACUCAUCUUCGGGAUGUUUGGAAUUGUUGUCAUGGUGACGGAGACAGAACUUUCAUGGGGGGUUUACACUAAGGAAUCUUCAUACUCAUUUGCACUGAAAUGCCUUAUCAGCCUUUCCACUGUUAUUUUGCUUGGUCUUAUAAUAAUGUACCACGCCCGGGAAAUCCAGCUGUUCAUGGUCGACAAUGGAGCGGAUGAUUGGAGGAUAGCCAUGACAUAUGAACGGAUCUUCUUCAUUGUGCUGGAGCUUCUGGUGUGUGCCAUUCAUCCCAUCCCAGGCCAUUACGUCUUCACCUGGACGGCGCGGCUGGCUUUCACCUACACGCCGUCUGUGGCCGAUGCCGACGUGGAUAUCAUCCUCUCUAUACCCAUGUUCCUGAGACUCUACCUGAUUGGCAGGGUCAUGUUACUCCACAGCAAGCUGUUCACGGACGCUUCGUCCCGCAGUAUUGGCGCCCUCAACAAGAUCAACUUCAACACCCGCUUUGUCAUGAAAACCCUCAUGACCAUCUGUCCAGGAACAGUGUUGCUGGUGUUCAGUAUAUCUUCCUGGAUCAUUGCUGCAUGGACUGUGCGUGUCUGUGAGAGGUAUCAUGACAAACAGGAAGUGACCAGUAACUUCCUGGGAGCCAUGUGGCUCAUCUCGAUCACCUUCCUCUCUAUUGGCUACGGUGACAUGGUACCGCACACGUACUGUGGGAAAGGCGUGUGUCUGCUUACAGGGAUCAUGGGAGCAGGUUGCACUGCGCUGGUGGUUGCAGUGGUUGCCAGGAAGCUGGAGUUGACCAAGGCGGAGAAGCAUGUCCACAACUUCAUGAUGGACACACAACUCUGCAAACGAGUAAAGAACACAGCUGCCAAUGUACUCAGGGAAACAUGGCUCAUUUACAAACACACCAAGUUGGUCAAGAAGAUAGAUCAUGCCAAGGUGCGGAAACACCAGCGCAAGUUUCUCCAAGCCAUCCACCAAGCUCAGAAACUGCGCAGUGUGAAGAUGGAGCAGAGAAAACUCAACGAUCAGGCCAACACCUUGGUGGACCUUGCAAAGACCCAGAAUGUGAUGUAUGACUUGGUGUCGGAGCUGCAGGAGCGAAGCGAGGAGCUCGACAAACGCAUCGGCACAUUGGAGGACAAGCUGGACUCGGUGGCGGGCAGCUUGCAGGCACUGCCCUGCCUCAUCUCCCAAGCCAUAACCCAGCAGCAGCAGGACUUUCUGGACGGCUUUGUUCACCGCUUUCGGCCUGCCUCUCUAGCGUCAGAGCGUUCCGAACGCUCAGAGAGAUCUUGGACUUCCACCACCCGGAGGCGGCGCUCUCCCUCCACAGCACCACACACGUCUUCUGACAGUGGAUAACCUUGACAAACCCACUGUUAUCCCCCUAUCAGGCCACACUUUUUUCAAACAAACCUCUCACUAUAUUUUGUCCAAUCCAAAGCCGUCCCUGCAUCCACUGUUGUUAGUCCGUGUCCGGACUAACAACAAACCCAUAUCUUGACCCAUGACCUGAAGCUCCAUUCUCUCUCUCUCUCUCUCUCUCUCUCUCUCUCUCUCUCUCUCUCUCUCUCUCUCU
Messenger RNA from Fundulus heteroclitus (mummichog), 3499 nucleotides. RefSeq names its product potassium intermediate/small conductance calcium-activated channel, subfamily N, member 1a (gene kcnn1a). Gene Ontology annotation, biological process: potassium ion transmembrane transport. Gene Ontology annotation, cellular component: neuron projection; plasma membrane; neuronal cell body. Lineage: Eukaryota; Metazoa; Chordata; Actinopteri; Cyprinodontiformes; Fundulidae. The record is from RefSeq and is a predicted model, not a curated record. Gene Ontology annotation, molecular function: calmodulin binding; small conductance calcium-activated potassium channel activity.